Molecule: messenger RNA, 1208 nt
Organism: Loxodonta africana (African savanna elephant)
Lineage: Eukaryota; Metazoa; Chordata; Mammalia; Proboscidea; Elephantidae
Gene: CSRP3
Product: cysteine and glycine rich protein 3
Exons: 6
Coding region: 394-978 (194 amino acids)
Biological process (GO): cardiac muscle contraction; muscle tissue development; sarcomere organization
Cellular component (GO): Z disc; nucleus; cytoplasm
Molecular function (GO): actinin binding; structural constituent of muscle
Source: RefSeq, a predicted model, not a curated record
GACUAGAGAAAUGAUUUCAAAUAUAAAGUCCUUCUUUGCCUUGUUCUCAUUCCAACCACUUGAUCAGAAAUUAUACGCUCCACAAAUUGAUCCUUUGGUGCCAUAGGCAAUUAAAACAGAACCCAGGUUAUAUUGUUCUCCAAGGGCCUCACAGCUGGUAUGGGGGGAACAAAACUCAGGGCUUUGGUCACGGGCUAUUUUCAGCCUCUGAUAGCAGUUGUGUUACUCAUGUCUCAUUCACCCUUUCCCCUAGGUCUCCCUCCCGUCCUGCCCUCCACAGGCCAAGGCUGGUGACAGCCUCCAUAUAUUUAAAGAAGUCGAGAGCUCCCCUUACUCAGUUGAGCCGACACAGACCACAGAGGCAGACUUCACCUUGAUCAGACAGUCUUCAAGAUGCCAAACUGGGGCGGAGGAGCCAAGUGUGGAGCCUGCGAAAAGACUGUCUAUCACGCGGAAGAAAUCCAAUGCAAUGGAAGGAGUUUUCACAAGACCUGCUUCCACUGCAUGGCCUGCAGGAAGGCUCUCGACAGCACCACGGUCGCAGCCCAUGAAUCAGAGAUCUACUGUAAGGUGUGCUAUGGGCGCAGGUAUGGACCCAAGGGGAUCGGGUAUGGACAAGGCGCCGGCUGCCUCAGCACCGACACGGGCGAGCACCUCGGGCUCCAGUUCCAACAGUCCCCAAAGGCAGCACGCUCAGCCACCACCAGCAACCCUUCCAAGUUCACUGCAAAGUUUGGGACGUCAGAGAAGUGCCCUCGAUGCGGGAAGUCGGUCUAUGCUGCUGAGAAGGUCAUGGGAGGUGGCAAGCCUUGGCACAAGACCUGUUUCCGCUGUGCCAUCUGUGGGAAGAGCUUAGAGUCCACAAACGUCACUGACAAAGAUGGGGAACUUUAUUGCAAAGUUUGCUAUGCCAAAAACUUUGGCCCUACAGGCAUUGGGUUUGGAGGCCUUACACAACAAGUGGAAAAGAAAGAGUGAAAGGAGGUGCCAUUUAUCAGGUCUUUCACCAGCCUAAUGCCUUUGCUAAAUAAUCCUGUACCGAUGGAAACCUUUCGCCAACAUCCUCUCAUUUGUAGCUGGACAGUGUUUCCUCUUCGCUUUACCCAAAGUUGGAAGAAAAUUAUUUAAAAUUUAAUCUGUAACAAAAUGCGAUAGCUGGGGUAGGAGAGGCAAUAAAUUCAUGUUUUAGUGUACCUUAUAUGUCUCUG